Molecule: messenger RNA, 852 nt
Organism: Cricetulus griseus (Chinese hamster)
Lineage: Eukaryota; Metazoa; Chordata; Mammalia; Rodentia; Cricetidae
Source: RefSeq, a predicted model, not a curated record
AUGCCGGAGAGCGAAUGGAGACUACAUUGGGCCAUUGGACCCAGCAGCUGGCUGCCAGAAUUAUAUGACUCCGCUAAGAAUUUUAGUAAGGAGAGCAAGAAAUCAAAUUUCCAAAAAAUCUGUCGCACCUCACUUGAGGAAGCUCGGCAGCUCCUUGAUAAAAAUCUGAAUGCCACAUCGUCAUGUGACACCGACAAGAGAAAAGAUAAGCCCCUCCCUGCCAUACAGACCCGGGAGAAGGAGGAGAAGGAUGAGAAGAAGGGUGAGGAUGAGGAGCACGGGGAGGAGGAGGAGAAGGAGAAGGAGGAGGAGGAGAAGGAGAAGCCCAAGUCCAUGGCAGAUGUACUUCACCACAGCCUGUUGAAGGGCUUCCUGUUCCCACUGGAGCAGAUAGCCAAGACUCAGAAGAGACUGGUUCAGGUGGGCAUCCCUCCUCCGGUGCACACCUUUCCUUAUGAGUUCAGGGCCGAUGAGGUCGAAGUUACUCAGAAAAAACCCACCUCCAGGAAGAGGACUUCAAGUGCCACAUUUCACAAACUUCUCCUGGAUUCCGUUACCCCGGACAGGCUGGUCUAUGAAGAUAAAUUGAUUCGAUUCUUCCCCCCUGAGCCAGGAAAGCAAUUCCUGGACCUAGUGGACCUGGAGUGGAGGUAUUUCAAGGGGCUUGCAAGCUGGGGACGCGUUCGUAGGGGGUUGUCAUUCAUUGACAUACAAUUCACCAGUGAGAAGAGAUUCGUGGAGAGUCAAGGCAUGUCUGGGAUGCUUUCCCCUCCUCUAGUUCGCAAAACUUUGAUGUACCCUCAGACUGAGUGUCAUAAGGAUGGAUUUUAUCACUUUAAAUGGAAUACAUAG